Brassica rapa (field mustard) is the source of this 1352-nucleotide messenger RNA. RefSeq names its product protein DETOXIFICATION 50. NCBI's taxonomy places the organism in Eukaryota, Viridiplantae, Streptophyta, Magnoliopsida, Brassicales, Brassicaceae. Gene Ontology annotation, cellular component: membrane. The record is from RefSeq and is a predicted model, not a curated record. Gene Ontology annotation, molecular function: antiporter activity; xenobiotic transmembrane transporter activity. Gene Ontology annotation, biological process: transmembrane transport.
AUGGGCGUCGAAUCAAUCUGCUUUCCAGCGUUCCGUGCAAAACGCUAUAACCUCGUCCGAGCUACAAUCCAGCGAGGAAUCAUCCUCCUCCUCUUCACAUCUCUCCCUGUUUCACUUCUUUGGAUUAACACCAAGAAAAUCCUUGAAAUGUUGAAACAGGACGAGGAUCUCGCGGCUGAAGCUCACAUCUUUCUGCUUUACUCUGUUCCUGAUCUCCUCGUUGAAUCUUUCUUACACCCACUGAGAGCUUAUCUCAAGAUCCAGUCAAAGACUCUGCCUUUAUCAAUCUGCACAGCGAUCGCGAAUAUUCUCCACUUACCCAUCACGUUUCUCCUCGUGCAGUAUCUCGGGUUUGGUAUGAAAGGUAUCGCCUUGAGUGGUGUCUUGUCAAAUUUCAACCUUGUCGUCUUUCUCGUCAUCUACAUCGCUUUCUUGGAAGAGAAGCAAAGUAGCGAGGAGGAGGUUUUAGAGGAGUCUUAUGAAGAUAGUUUGAGAGAAUGGAAGAAGUUGCUCGUUCUUACGAUACCCAUACCGAUUGAGAUGAUUAUGGCAUUUUGGUUUUGGUUCGGGUUCCAGGGACUUUGGCUCGGGAUGCUCGCGGCGCACAUGGCGUGUUUGAUUGGUAGGAUGGUGGCAACGUGUAUGACUAAUUGGGAAUUGGAGGCGGCAAGGGCUAGGGAGCUCACGGCGGUGGAUGGAGGAAGCACCGGUGAUGGCGUUGACGUGGAGGCUGGGAAGGUUAUUAUACUCCUAAGUUUCAAAAUAAUUAAGGUUUUAAAGUUUUUGCAUACCAAUUAGAGAAUUACUAACUUUCAUUUAGUCUAUAUAUAUAGUUUGCAUAAACAAAGGGAAAAAUGUCAUUAUUAAAUCAUCAAUUUUCAAAUUUGGUUGAAAUAAAACACCAGUUUCUUAUGAAUCAAAAAAAAUAUUCAAUUUCUUUUGAUAAGCCAUUUUAAGCAUAAACUUUUGUUGACCAUACCAUUUUAGAUCUAUCAUUAGUUAACUUUUAAACAUGUCUAAAAUGACAUUUAAAGUUGAUGAUUUUUUGGCACAAAUAAAAAGCAACACUUUUUAAAUAUCUGAUUUUAAAUAUCUUUAACUAUAUUUUUAACAACUAUAACAUUAAUAUUUAAAUUAUAUCCUUAGAUGUAUUCAUCAUGAUUCUUUAUGUUUACUAGAUUUUUUAACCGCGCUACGCGCGGAUAAGAUAUUAUAUGUAUUUCACAAUUCUAAAAAAUAAUGUAUAAUAUUAUAUUAUAUUAUUUAAAGAAUAUAAAAUAAGACUACAUAACAUAAAUAUAUUUUUUAUUUUUUCUUUGUGAAAAUCAUUAUGUUGUUUGAUUGUUGUACUU